AUGGAUUUUGAAGAUUUUGAUACCAAGUACGCUAAAGCAUUUCUGGCAAACCCACAGGGAAAAAUCGCUACAAAGCCAGAUAGAAGACAUGGGAAGAGCCGAGGUGCUGUGAGUGCAGCCAAUGGCAAAAGUGAACCCAAACACUCCGAGCGACCAAGUGGACAACACUCUAUUCCAAGCCGUAUACGAAUAAAUUCGAUACCAAUUCUGAAGACGUUGAAGAGUUUGGAUGAACACAUCGACGCAAGCGCGUCAAUGGUGAUGAUGCGGCCAUUCAAAUUCCUGGUCUAUUACGAUCUUCAAAUCAAAGAAUCGAUCAGGCUUCUGGAACAACAGGUGAUGCCGCCAGAGACGAACAUGCUUCCUGUUGGUUCUGAGAACGGAUCUUUCCUUGAGUCAAGGCCUGUGAGAUACGACGAGUCAUUUCUAACCGCGGAGAGGGAAGUCCGCCAAGGGACACUUGAACACAUGCGAUGUCUGAUCAUUUUCAUGGAUCGGUACAUCAGGCCAACCUUGUGUCGCUUGGAAGACAAGUCCAAUACCAAGAUACAAUUUCUCGACCUUUGGUACAUCUUCAACCCAGGUGAUGACAUACACAUGCCAUUGAGGGUUCAAGAUACUUCUGUUACUGUUGACGCGAUAGCAACCACACCAGAGACCUUUCAAAGCCGAUAUAAUCAGUUGUGGAGAGUAACUGGUACUAGUGGAGGGCGUCCGAACUUAUCAACUGCUCAAAGCCGCAAUAUCAGCCUUAGAUCAAACCCAUUCAGAGUUGAUUGCUAUUAUAUCGAUUUCCAUGACAGGUACUUUCGGCCGACCGUUCACACGUUCUAG
This is a messenger RNA of Exophiala aquamarina CBS 119918, 834 nucleotides long. RefSeq lists its product as uncharacterized. The transcript is spliced from 2 exons. Lineage: Eukaryota; Fungi; Ascomycota; Eurotiomycetes; Chaetothyriales; Herpotrichiellaceae. The coding region runs from base 1 to 834 and encodes 277 amino acids. The record is from RefSeq and is a predicted model, not a curated record.